UACACGUAGAACCACCAACAGGAGUGAUGAUGAUUGUGUUGAAGUUCCACAAAUCCACACAAGCAUGGAAAAUCAUUGCACCAGCAGUCUGUCGGAAAGUCCAGACCAAGAUGGCAACCCUGGCACUUGCACCAAUGACGACGAUGUCGGCUGUGUAAAAAGCCAUCCAGUAGACCAGGGUGAUUGCCUUCCUGGCACAAGUGGCACAGGCAGUCAUAUUGGACGUUCCCUUGUGAGAACUGCCAGCCCUGCCAACAGUAGUCAGGAGGACUACUCUUCAUAUUUAAGACUUGUGUCAAUGAUUCCGGAUGAGCCUUCAGAUGAUGAGGAGUUAAACCAGGCUAUUGCUGCCAGUAUGGAGACUCCAAUUACGGAACAAGUACCUGUUCAAGAAAUACUGCUGGAGCUUUCAAGCAAGAUUAACACACAGCAGCACUGCAAAUUUAACAUCAAUCGCGCUGCUGUUUGGGAGGGAGCCGUGCGGGGAUUCCGAAGGGUAUCCUACAACCCCAACUCAGCGAUCUGGGUUAAAUUUUCUGAUGACAUGGGAAAAAAUGAAGAAGGAGUAGAUUUGGGUGGACCAAAAAGGGAAUUCCUGAGACUGCUGAUGGAAACCAUUGUUGUGUCCCCUAUGUUUGAAGGAAAAGAAAAUAGCAAGAACCUGGCUUUAAACAGCACUGGUGGGAAUAAUGUCUCUGUCUGUCUAUCUGAACUGUUACGUUAACGGUUAAUGUAUUCUUUUUUUCAAUUUUUUUGCAGCUUUAAGGGAGGACUGGUACUACACAGUUGGGAGAGCCAUAGCAGUGAGCUUGGUGCAUGGUGGUCCACCACCAAAUUUCCUUUCACCUACUCUAAUUUCUCUUUUGGUUGAUGGUUCUGCAAAUCCGGCCCUAGAAGAAAUAGCUGACACCGAAUUGCUUGAAAAAGUGAAAAAUGUUUUUUUUUUUUUUUUUUUUUUAAUUGUUUCUUGGUGGAUUGGUUAACAGGCCUUGUUGCUUUAAGUCAGAGAUCUAAAUCAUUUUAGUCUAAGGUACUCAGCACUAAAGAUUUAGUGCAUUUUUUUUAAUGUUAUUUAAUUUUAAGAUAUGCUUAUUUUCAUUUCAGUAGAAUAAUUUACAAAGCAAUGUAUCUUUCUCAAUCACUAUAUUUAACAAUUGAGUGCUGGGAAAAAAUUACUUUGAGCUUUAUGUCCUAACAUUUCAAAGCAAUCUAUUUAACGAUCUAUAUACCUUGUCUUUAUUCAGUUUAAAAAAAAAAAAGGAAUGUCAAUGUUCUUAGAUUAAGUUAAACAACUACUUUGUAGCCAAAGUAAUACAUUAAUUUCCACUCUUCAUAAUUCUAGGUGUCUGAGAGUACAAACAUAGAGGAGCUUGAGAAGUCCCAGGCAGUCUUGCUCGAUUACUUGGCCAAUGCAGGAUGUCUGAGGCAGAUGCAGUCAUUAAGACACAGGGAUCUGUUGGUGCAGGACAUUGUCAUGUUUCAGGUCAUUCACAGGGUUCAAGUCCCAUUUCACAGGUUUUGUGAAGGACUGACAACUCUUGGGGUUCUACAAAAAAUCAGGAGACACCCAAACUCUUUUCGUCCCGUUUUCUGCUAUCAGCCAUGCGUGAUGACGGCUGAUCAGAUGGAGAAUCUCUUCAGCAUCCGCCUGUCCCCAGAAGGGAGCAACAAGACAGCUGCUGAGGAAACAGUUGUCACAUUCUGGAGAGACUAUCUCCUGGAUGCUGAAGAACAAGAAGGGCCAUCCAAACUGCAGAAGAUCUUGGCUUUUGCAACUGGAGCCUCUGUUGUGCCAGCCAUCGGCUUUUCCCCAACUCUUUCAGUGCAGUUCAUGCACAAUGAAGAUGAUGACUUUUUCUCAUCAAUGUUUCCUAUUGCAAACACGUGUGUAAACUGCAUCAAGUUGCCACUGUAUACAUCAUACCAGCUCUUCAGGGAGAAGUUUGAUUUUGCUCUAGGGAACACACAUGGAUUUGGAAGAGCAUAAACAGGCCUGCGCUAACAAUUAGUUUGUGUCCAUCUUUUCUGGUUGCAAUAGUUGAGUUGCACAGUGUUUUGAAAAGUGCUAAAUGACAGUUUUAAAUUUUUUAAUUGUGCUGUCUUGUUUUUAUAAUAAGUUAUU
Messenger RNA from Oryzias latipes (Japanese medaka), 2122 nucleotides. The record is from RefSeq and is a predicted model, not a curated record. Lineage: Eukaryota; Metazoa; Chordata; Actinopteri; Beloniformes; Adrianichthyidae.